CCCUCAACCCGCCCGGCAAGGCCCCCACGCGCGGCCCGUCCUGCCCCUCUGUGCCCCCGGGAGCGCUGGAGAGAAAGCGGCGAUGGAGCCGGGCAGGACCCAGAUACAGCUUGACCUGCGAUACACGGCAGAUCUUCUGGAGGUGCUGAAGACCAAUUACGGCAUCCCCGCCGCCUGCUUCUCUCACCCUCCCACCGCAGCCCAGCUCCUGAGAGCGCUGGGCCCUGUGGAACUUGCCCUCACCAGCAUCAUGACCUUGCUUGCCCUGGGCUCCAUCGCCAUCUUCCUGGAGGACGCCGUCUACCUGUACAGGAACACCCUUUGCCCCAUCAAGAGGCGGACCCUGCUCUGGAGUAGCUCUGCACCCACGGUGGUGUCUGUGUUCUGCUGCUUUGGUCUCUGGAUCCCUCGUUCCCUGGUGCUGGUGGAAAUGGCCAUAACCUCGUUUUAUGCCGUGUGCUUUUACCUGCUGAUGCUGGUCAUGGUGGAAGGCUUUGGGGGGAAGGAGGCCGUGCUGAGGACUCUGAAGGACACCCCGAUGAGGGUCCACACAGGCCCCUGCUGUUGCUGCUGUCCCUGCUGUCCACCGCUGCUGCUCACCAGGAGGAAGCUUCAGCUGCUGAUGUUGGGCCCUUUCCAAUAUGCCUUCUUGAAGAUAACGCUGACGCUGACGGGCCUGUUUCUCAUCCCCGACGGCAUCUACGACCCAGCAGACAUUUCUGAGGAGAGCACAGCUCUCUGGAUCAACACCUUCCUCGGCGUGUCCACGCUGUUGGCCCUCUGGACCCUGGGCAUCCUCUUCCGUCAAGCCAAGCUACACCUGGGUGAGCAGAACAUUGGAGCCAAGUUUGCUCUGUUCCAGGUUCUCCUCAUCCUGACUGCCCUGCAGCCCUCCAUUUUCUCAGUCUUGGCCAAUGGCGGACAGAUUGCUUGUUCACCUCCCUUUUCCUCUAAAAUCAGGUCUCAAGUGAUGAACUGCCACCUCCUCAUACUGGAGACUUUUCUAAUGACUGUGCUGACACGGACGUACUACCGGAGGAAAGACCGCAGGGCUGGGUAUGAAGCUUUCCCUUCUCCAGACCUGGACUUGACCCUCAAGGCCUAAGGUGGAUGGCCUGGGCAGUGAACGAGAUGCUGUACUCAUUAGAAUAAAGACUUCCUUACUGUCCCUCAACCUUGACCAAAUGGGGAAGCAUUCCCAUUGUCAGCACAGGCUGGCAGACUCCAUGUGACACGACAGAUGAAGGUGAACACUGUGUGGGAUAAAACUGUUUUGGAUCUUGCCUGGGGAAGGUGUUUUAAGUUUUGUAAUAAACAAGAUGAAGCCUGAAAAUGUGUAA
Molecule: messenger RNA, 1340 nt
Organism: Cebus imitator (Panamanian white-faced capuchin)
Lineage: Eukaryota; Metazoa; Chordata; Mammalia; Primates; Cebidae
Gene: SLC51A
Product: solute carrier family 51 subunit alpha
Exons: 9
Coding region: 83-1105 (340 amino acids)
Biological process (GO): bile acid and bile salt transport
Cellular component (GO): endoplasmic reticulum membrane; plasma membrane
Molecular function (GO): transporter activity
Source: RefSeq, a predicted model, not a curated record